UGGACCCCAUUUCUGUGCCUCAGUUACUCAUUUGGUAUUCGAAAUUCCGCUUCCCCUUGAAUUAAACAACAGGUAAACCCAUAAGUUGCAAGGAGAGAUGCCCCGCAGACCAAGGAGCGCUUCUACCAAAUCGAGCACCGAAGGUUGCUCCCAGGCGGCGCUGCCCACCAUUCGCAGCUCAAAAGUCCCCUUUCAGGAUGUGGCUGCUCACGCAGCGGGCGUGGCAGCAGGAUCGGCAGUGGGACACGCGAUUGGCGCGGGGAUAACAGGAUUGUUCAAAGGACGUGGGGAUCCGCACCGGCACAGCGAACUAGUCGAGGAGGGACCUUGCGCCAAGGAAAUGAGGCAGUUCCUCAAGUGCACCGAGGAGAAUCAAGAUCUCAACGUGUGCAGGGAGUUCAACGAUGCGGUGCGACGUUGUCAUCGUCAGUACAACAUUUAGACCAUAAGAAAUCAUUUGACAGUCAAUAAUUUAAAUUAUAAUGAUCAUUCGAAAAGUUUGUUAAAAA
Drosophila ficusphila is the source of this 509-nucleotide messenger RNA. Its product is annotated as coiled-coil-helix-coiled-coil-helix domain-containing protein 10, mitochondrial. Gene Ontology annotation, cellular component: nucleus; mitochondrion. The record is from RefSeq and is a predicted model, not a curated record. Bases 98 to 442 code for a protein of 114 amino acids. Lineage: Eukaryota; Metazoa; Arthropoda; Insecta; Diptera; Drosophilidae. Gene Ontology annotation, biological process: mitochondrion organization. The transcript has a single exon.